UUAUGAUUCCUCUUGCUAUGGCCACUGAAGAUUCUCAAGGAAGCACUUGUGAAGUUACAAUAGAUAAGCAAACAUUUAGAGAAGGUUUUAAUGAAUUUGAGGUAAAUUCCAAAGAAAUUACCAACAUCAGGAAAGAAUCUCUGGUAACAGAAUUAGAAAAUAUCGGGAAGUGUCAGCAGUCUGAAGAAUUUCCCCUUUUUAUUUGGCGUCCUUCAUGUCAUCCUGGUUAUGUGUUCAUAGUUAUUCCAGAAAGUAUGCAGUCUCAUAUAAGUAACAGUUUCUUUAAAUACAUUUGCGCACGCUCAAAAUCGGCCGGGGGUGGCAAUGAUCUGUUUUUGACGCGUUCUAAGCUACUUGCCAUUCAAGAGGAAUACACCAGAGGACGCCUUUCUAUUGUACAGUCUAAUAUUACUCAAGUUACACAUAACGAAGAGGGUCAAUUUCAAGGACAAUUAAGGCUUGUCCAAGAGGGGCCCGUGCAGACUAUAUCAGUUCGUUACAUAUCGAAAGAACCUAGUGG
Anneissia japonica is the source of this 520-nucleotide messenger RNA. RefSeq lists its product as uncharacterized. The record is from RefSeq and is a predicted model, not a curated record. NCBI's taxonomy places the organism in Eukaryota, Metazoa, Echinodermata, Crinoidea, Comatulida, Comatulidae.